AUGGCUUCGUUAGCCAGGGUUCGACUUGCUCCCAGACUCCCUGCUGGUCUGCGUGUUCAAGUUCGCAGCGUUCAAACCACUGCGGACCUGACCCAGCUUCGAGACAAGCCCUCCGACCCCUCUCAGCCCAUUACAGUCAAGCUUCAUGAAGACUCAUUCCAGUCGUAUCUGUGCGACAAGCCUGACCUCGAGGUUCAGGUCACUGGCGAGGAGCUGCUCACCAUGUACAAGGAGAUGCAGACUAUGAGACGCAUGGAGAUGGCUGCCGACGCCCUGUACAAGGCCAAACUUAUCCGCGGUUUCUGCCAUCUGGCAAUCGGACAGGAAGCCGUUUCCGUUGGCCUUGAACACGGAAUCACCAAAGAUGACCGUGUCAUCACCGCCUACCGCUGCCACCCCUUCGCCGUUCUCCGCGGAGGAACAAUCAAGGGUGUUAUUGGCGAACUCCUUGGCCGCCAGGCCGGCAUGUCGCACGGAAAGGGUGGUUCGAUGCACAUCUUUACCCCUUCAUUCUUUGGCGGCAAUGGUAUUGUCGGUGCUCAAGUACCCAUUGGUGCUGGUGUCAGCUUCGCCCAGAAGUACAUGGGCGAGAAGACCUGCACUUUCGCUCUGUAUGGUGAUGGGGCCAGCAACCAGGGACAGGUGUUUGAAGCCUACAACAUGGCCAAACUGUGGAACCUGCCCACUGUCUUUGUAUGUGAAAACAACAAGUACGGUAUGGGUACCUCUGCCGCCCGCUCGUCCUCCAACACCGAGUACUUCAAGCGCGGUGACAAAAUCCCUGGUCUCCAGGUUAACGGAAUGGAUAUUCUCGCCACCAAGCAUGCCGUUGAGUAUGCUAGGAAGUGGACUGUCGACGACCAGAAUGGCCCUCUUCUCCUUGAAUUCGUGACAUACCGCUAUGGAGGACACUCCAUGUCCGACCCAGGAACCACCUACCGUACCCGUGAGGAAGUCCAGCGUAUGCGUUCUACCCAGGACCCCAUCCGCGGCCUCCAGAAAUACAUCGAGGAGUGGGGUGUUGCGAACGAGCAGGAGCUCAAGCAGCUUGACAAGGAGGCCAAGGCUGAGGUCGACGCCGCCGUCGAGGAGGCCAAGGCCAGCCCUGAACCUCUCAUCAAGGACCUCUGGACAGAUAUCUACUACAAGAACACUGAGCCACCUUACAUGAGGGGACGGGAGAGGGAGGAGGUUCACCACUACUAA
Messenger RNA from Psilocybe cubensis, 1206 nucleotides. RefSeq lists its product as uncharacterized. The transcript is spliced from 7 exons. Gene Ontology annotation, molecular function: pyruvate dehydrogenase (acetyl-transferring) activity. Gene Ontology annotation, cellular component: intracellular membrane-bounded organelle. Bases 1 to 1206 code for a protein of 401 amino acids. Lineage: Eukaryota; Fungi; Basidiomycota; Agaricomycetes; Agaricales; Agrocybaceae. Gene Ontology annotation, biological process: pyruvate decarboxylation to acetyl-CoA. The record is from RefSeq and is a predicted model, not a curated record.